This is a messenger RNA of Aspergillus welwitschiae, 1587 nucleotides long. Its product is annotated as cytochrome P450. The coding region runs from base 1 to 1587 and encodes 528 amino acids. The transcript has 3 exons. Gene Ontology annotation, molecular function: oxidoreductase activity, acting on paired donors, with incorporation or reduction of molecular oxygen; iron ion binding; monooxygenase activity. NCBI's taxonomy places the organism in Eukaryota, Fungi, Ascomycota, Eurotiomycetes, Eurotiales, Aspergillaceae. The record is from RefSeq and is a predicted model, not a curated record.
AUGGCUAAGCACGAGAUUAACGUCAAGGCAAUCUACUACGCGUGGUGCACUUGUUUAUAUGCCCUCAUGCGGUACCUGGGUAUUUUCCCCCGCGAUCCGUUGUUACUUAUUGGUGCUGUUAUUGUCUCGUGGUCGACCUCCUUGCCUUUGACAUCGGUAAAUUGGCUCUACGACCGCGUGUUCGAUGUUUUCGAUGAACCGCUAGCGAAAAAUGUGACAGCUUGGAUCAAUGAAAGAGCCUACCCAGGCGGACUCAUGCAUUUCUUUGGCUUGUUCGGCUCUGAGUAUAUAGUCCCUACGGACCACGAGGGGUUAGUUGAGGUGCUGUCAACUCGCUCUUACGACUUUGAGAAGUCCCGUGCCUUCCGGCGAUACUCGGUCCGAUUCUUUGGAGAUAGCCUUGUCACUCAGGAACAGGAGGUGCACAAUAGAAACCGGAAGACCUUCAUGCCCGUUUUCAAUCAAACGAACAUCAACAUUGUUCGCCCUCUGCUGACCGCCAAAUCGAGGCAGUUCAAUGAAUAUAUUUCCUCACUACUCAAGAUGUCUGGUGAAGGCCAGAGAAGCAGCGAAGGGAAAGGGACAGCUGUUGUUCCCGUCACGGACGUUGUAUUCAGAGCUACAAUGGACACUGGAAGCAUUCUUGCACUUGGCAUUGACCUGGACUCUGUUAAAGGCCGGAACACACAUAUAUUGCAGGCCUUCAAAACCUUGUUCGCCAGCAACCGUCAGAAGAAGAUACGAUUUAUCUUACACAACCUAUUGCCAGGCUGGUUAGAUCAAUUAGUCCCUUCCACGGAAGAAAAGGACAUGGAUAAAGCAAGGAUCCUCCUUGUUGAAAGCGUCGUCAACAUGAUGCAAGGAAAGCUGGCGAAGAAUGAAAGAACAGGAGACCAUCUCACUUACCUGUCCAAUUUGGAACAGUCGGGUCCUUUCAAUCACGAUGAAUACAUAGAUCAACUAAGAACUAUCAUUGCUGCAGGUUUCGAAAGCUCCGGGGGUUCGCUCUCCUUUGUCAUUUACUGUCUCGCGGCCAACCAAGAUGCUCAGCAAUCUGUGCGCAAAGAGUUACGCAACGCCAAGCGUGGCAGGAUGGAGCUUGACGAAGACGAGUACGAACGGCUUCCAGUCCUCAAUGCGGUGGUCAUGGAGUCACUGCGCCUUUUUCCCUCUUUCGGGCUACUGCUUCGCAGGGCCAUUCGCGACACUACUAUCAAAGGCCGCUGGAUUCCCCGCGGGACGCACAUCGGUAUCUGUCCGAAGGCAAUCAACUGUAGUCGUGAACUUUGGGGAGAUGAUGCGGAGGAGUUCAACUUUGAACGGUGGAUUGACCGCUCCGAUCCACAUAAUCCCACACAGGUACCCACGGGAGGUGCUCCUAGUACUGCAUGUAUGCUCUCCUUUGGAUACGGAACGCGCAGUUGUGUUGGAAGGCACUUGGCGAUGGCGCAAAUCAAACGACAAAUAGCGCUGAUUACUGAACGUUUCUACGUUGAGACUGAAGAUGAUAAGGUUCCACAUCCUUCAGGAUUGUUUGCCUCCACCCCACCCCUUGAUUUUCGGCUUAGGUUCACCGAAGUGGAGUAA